AUGAGUCAUCUUCCAGAAGUAUUGUUCUUCAGAAAAAGAUCAAUUGAUAUGAUACUUCUCCAGUUAGAUCAGUCUGAGAGUUUUGAAGAAAAAUUUGAAAUCGAAGAACAAGUUCAGGCCUUGCUUCCUGCUGAACUUGCUAGUUCUUUUGCUACUUCUCAUACCGCGCCUUCACUUCCUGAAGAACUGUGUCUCCGUUUCUCUCCUUCCCAUGUAGCUUUUUGGGACACUCAAGCCCAAAACAUAGUUGGCAAACUAUCUGGUGUACCUGUUUCUACACCUCCUGCUCCCAACUUUCCGGUCCACAUACCUGUUACCAGCUCUUUGCCCAUGAGUACUCCUCCUGCUCCAGUCAACCCUGCUGCUCCUGCUGCUCCUGCUGCCAUGACCAUACCCAAGUCAAUUACAGCUUUUACUACUGCUUUUCGUAGCUCUCAGCCACCUGCUGCUUAUACUGAGUGGGCAUUGUUUGGGCACAAGCAUGGUCUUAGACGGCGUCUCUUCAAUUUGUAG
Messenger RNA from Phycomyces blakesleeanus NRRL 1555(-), 513 nucleotides. RefSeq lists its product as hypothetical. The transcript has 2 exons. The record is from RefSeq and is a predicted model, not a curated record. NCBI's taxonomy places the organism in Eukaryota, Fungi, Mucoromycota, Mucoromycetes, Mucorales, Phycomycetaceae. Bases 1 to 513 code for a protein of 170 amino acids.